Ctenocephalides felis (cat flea) is the source of this 570-nucleotide messenger RNA. RefSeq lists its product as uncharacterized. The coding region runs from base 1 to 459 and encodes 152 amino acids. Lineage: Eukaryota; Metazoa; Arthropoda; Insecta; Siphonaptera; Pulicidae. The transcript has 4 exons. The record is from RefSeq and is a predicted model, not a curated record.
AUGAUAUAUGGAUGGGUACAAGACAGAUUUACCAGACAUGACCGCCUGGAAGGGCGCGGAGGUUCCGGCAAUAACGCCGGAGGUGACGACCUCCAGGCCCUUUUACCUUCUUGCAACAGGAAUGGAAGAAGUAACAGAUCUCAGGCUUUGGGAAACAUAAAUCACAAUUUGGCAAGUAGUCGAUGUUCCUUAUCCAGUGAUCAGCAAUCAGUAACUCCAACUUCAGAUUUGGACGCAGGAGUUUUUGCAGCAGGAGAAACUAGUGACAGUGAUUCGCCUGUGCCUCCUGAAAGACCACGGGCUCAAGGACAAAGGCCGCCUCUCGAUUUACCUCCAAAACCAGUAGAAAACGACAUAGAAACAAAAGAUCUACUAAAAACCAACUCGGUGGAUCAAAGAAGACCAUCCUUAGACGACAUUAAAAAAAAUCCAGGAUGUCGAUGGCGACCAAGAGGAUGAAGGUUCUUAUGGUGCACCCUGUGGAUUAGGAUUACUUGAGAGAUUGCUGAGGUCGCACCCUGUUUGGUUUUUGCCUGGAAUCCAGAGAGCUGGUGCUGUGCAUUUGUUGCA